GUGGUGUAUUUUGCUCCUCCUAUCACUAGGGGCAGGACCUGGCAUUUGUGGCGUGGCAUGCUUCCUUGCUUCCAGAAACUGCUCAGCCCCUUUUAUCUGCUGUGAGAUAGCAGCAUGGCCACAACUCUGUGGGCAGUCACAACAGACAGCGUUGUUCCCAAAUCUUUUCUGGACCACUUUGGAAGCGAAAACAAAAGGAGCCUUUAAAAUCCAUGUAAAUGGAGUGGGUCUUAUGAAGUGGCCUAUGCCCAAUGCCAGAGAGUCGAAUGAUUCUGGAUGCCUUUGCCCAACAGUGCAGCCGGGUUCUAAGUCUUUUAAAUUGUGGUGGAAAACUACUGGACAACAAUCACUCUCAGUCAAUGAUUUCUUGUAUAAAGCAGGAAAACCCAAAUUAUAGUGAAAGACAAGAGCAAUGUCAGCUUGGAAAAAUGGUCCAUAGUCAGACGUCAGACAUUUUAGACAUAGAGAUGCAGUAUAUGCAAAAGAAACAACAAACCUCAGCCUUUCUGAGAGUUUUUACUGAUUCGCUUCAGAACUAUUUGCUUUCUGGGAGCUUCCCUUCUCAGAACACCUCGUCAGUAAAUGAUUUUAGCCAUUUGGCAGAUGUGGAUCCACUUUCAACCUCUCCAGUACACACUUUAGGUGGAUGGACAUCUCCAGCAACUUCUGAAUCUCAUGGUCACCCAUCAUCUUCUACGCUUCCAGAGGAGGAAGAGGAAGAAGAAGAGGAAGGUUACUGCCCUCGCUGUCAAGAGCUUGAACAGGAGGUAAUUUCAUUGCAACAAGAAAAUGAGGAGCUUCGUAGAAAACUGGAGAGCAUUCCAGUGCCCUGCCAGACUGUUUUAGAUUACUUGAAGACUGUACUUCAGCAUCACAACCAACUUAUGGUACCACAGCCAACAGACCAUCCAACUGAGGGGAGCAAGCAGUUGCUGAACAACUACCCUGUCUACAUCACUAGUAAACAGUGGGAUGAGGCUGUAAAUUCAUCCAAGAAAGAUGGACGGCGGCUCCUUCGAUAUCUCAUCAGAUUUGUUUUCACAACCGAUGAGCUUAAGUACUCAUGCGGCCUUGGGAAAAGGAAAAGGUCAGUGCAGUCAGGAGAGACAGGUCCUGAAAGACGUCCUCUGGAUCCAGUAAAAGUAACAUGUCUCAGAGAGUUCAUUAGAAUGCAUUGCACUUCCAACCCUGACUGGUGGAUGCCAUCUGAAGAGCAAAUCAACAAGGUGUUCAGUGACGCAGUAGGACACGCUCGUCAGGGGCGAGCAGUGGGGACUUUCCUUCACAAUGGGAACUCAUAUUACGAAGGGACUGACCAUCCGGGGUCACAGGACGAAGUCUUCAAUAGAGUCUCAGGACAGAAUUACUGGACUGGACAGACCUCUCUCACUUAGUAGCCUGAAGAUUCUCCUGGAAUAUCUUGUAAGUCUAGCUUUACUUUUAGUGUAAAAAGCUUAGCCAGUGUCCUGGUACCACUCACAGUCCUGCACUCUCAUACUGUGCAAAAUAACCAAAUGUAUAGUUUUGUCCCAAAAGCCACCUAAGCGCUGGAAAUGGCUUUGCAGGUUUGGACCUUUCAUUUAUGAGCAAAAUCUUUCCCUCAACCGCUUGCGUGCAAUCACCAGUACAUGACUAGCAGCCACAGACAGGCAUCAGAAGAAGGGAGCUCAUCUCUUUUUGGGUUUAGUCUUGUUUUUAAAAUAACAACAGCAAAUAACAACAGCAUCUCCCUAGUUUUAACUGCUGCUGUGGCCACUUGACUCCUGAGCCACCCAUCUCAUUUAAAAAAACCCUCCACCACCGCUCGCUCCAAUUACCUGAGUCACAAGGCAUUAUAAAUUUGCACACAUCAAAGCAUCGAGGUAGCCGCAAGACGUUAGGCAUAACGCUCUGGAACCUGGAAUAACAGAUAGCUGUAAGCCCUCGCGCAGCGAGACACCAGGAUUGACACGCCGUGCUUUGCACACCAGCACAUCCCUUCUGUGCUGGCUGCUGGCGGCGGGCUGGCAGCAGGAGGCUGCUAUCCGUCAUGUCACUCCUGCACAUCCCAGGAGGAUAGAUCCUUGUCUUAUCCCUCCGUGCUCUUUAAUCUUACUGUCAUUUAUGUAUCUGCCUUCUCUCAAACUUUGUGUAGCAGUACCGCACGCCCAUCUGUGCCAACAUGCCUUCGCUAUAUUUUCUAUAACAAAUAUUUGUGGAGAAACUGUGAUUAAAAAACCAUUAAUCCUGAUAUUUUUAUUGUUAUGGUGUAGUUAAUUCUAUGAAUACUUUCUAACGAUGAUUGUACUGUGUAGAGUAAGUACAGGUUAGGGAUAGACCUUUACCAGAUAUUGUACAAAAAAAGUGCAUAGUGUAAUAUAGACUAGUAAGGUUUUUGUGACACUUUCUAUAGGAUGUGUGAAUUGUUUUCUAUGUGGCAACACACAUUUCUUUUAAAAAAUAUAAAAAAUUUAGAGAAUUUUUUAAACAGUCAAUAUUUUUUAAUUAUAAAGACAUUUGUUACCUGCAGUUUACUAUUUCAGGUGUUAAUCCUAAUUUGAAUAUUGGUUUUAUUACUACAUAC
Lagopus leucura (white-tailed ptarmigan) is the source of this 2563-nucleotide messenger RNA. It is a transcript of the gene BEND4, whose product is annotated as BEN domain containing 4. The record is from RefSeq and is a predicted model, not a curated record. Gene Ontology annotation, molecular function: DNA binding. The transcript is spliced from 6 exons. NCBI's taxonomy places the organism in Eukaryota, Metazoa, Chordata, Aves, Galliformes, Phasianidae. Bases 252 to 1394 code for a protein of 380 amino acids.